AUGAUCAUUCCUUCACUAAACGGAUCACCCAAGAAAGUUGCAAAAAAGAUCAAGCGGAAAUAUAGUGUUGCUUCAUAUCAGACACAGUAUGAUAAUGCAGAUAGCACGCAAUUGUUUACGCCGAAAUCUGAAGAAGAUGUUGGUGAUGAGUUGGCAAGUAGCACAGAUGAUAGGCAAAUAUCCGAUGAAGAGUGCAAAGAUACUGGUUUGAUUGAUAAUAGGAAGCAAGAUGAGGGCCCCAGUGUGGAUAAGGAUGGCAAUUGUGCGGAAAGUGCUGAAACUGAGGAAAUUCAGCCGCCUAAAUUAGAAAGAACUGUUACGUUAAAGGAAUAUCGACAAGAAAUGAUGAUGGAACAUGGUAUACAGCCUCAAAAAGAAAGCUCACAUCAAGAUAGCACAGGCAAUUCUGAUGAGAAGCCAGAUUCUGGGCGGAAAUGGUCCCUGUGGUCACUUUUUUCUGGACAAAAUGGACAAAAGGAUGGCGAAAAUGUUGAGAGCAUGGCCAGCAUGAAGACAGGAGGAAUAUCCAGUGUGAAAAGUCAUGAAAUUGCCUCAAUUAAUACAAAUCGUACAGGGGGUGAGGUCUCGGGAGGUACGGAAAGCUCAAUUCUGACCUACCAUGGAAACACGCUAUCGCAAAUAGACAACGAAGAUAAUCUUGAGCCAAAUACACUUUCAAGAGUUGUAACUUCGACAGGAGAAGGUGUUGAAGAGGACUUAGAAAACGAAGGUGAAGGUGAAGAAGAGCAGUCAGGAUUUGAAGAUGAAGAAAGUAAGCCUGACAUGCAGAAGCACUGGUGGAAACCUUGGUCGUGGUAUAAUUCGAACGAGCUAAAUACAUGUGACACAACUAUGAACGGUGAGCAAACUUUACAGGAAGAAAAUGAAGAGGAAAAGAAUCUUCGAGAGUCUGAGAAAGAAGCACAACGUGUUAUGGAUGCUCGCACUUUAACGUAUGAAGUUUCAAGCUCUUGGGCCUAUUUUCGGGAUGAAAGUGAGGAUACGGGUCAGAUAUCGAUAUUUGGCACUAGAUCAAUGCGUGCACCACUUACGGUUCGUCAUAACGUCAAAUGUGGAUUUGACAAGCAAGAAAAGCACGGACCCAUUUUGGAUAGUGAUGAUUUAUGCACGGUAAUCCCGGACUUUGACCGUAACUAUCGUGAUAUUACCACUCAAACGAAGAUCCGCAUUCUUAUAUCAUCCCUAGGGGGGAGCCUCAUAAAGAUGCUGGUUCCUGGGGAGACGCAUUUAUACCAUAGGCCAGUAUAUGACACCCCGAAGUCGAGAAAGAAAGCAAAAAGCAGCCAAAAGAAAGGAAAAGAGAGCAUCAAAAAAGCUCUCAUUAUUGGAAUUCAUAGCUAUCUUCCACCUCAAAUUAUGGAAAAUUUGCAAGAGGGUGAAACCACAAAUGCAGAAAAAAUGGUUCGGGUUGCUUCAAGUGAGCUCGGAAAGUGGGCCAAUGACAAUGAUGUAAUCAUAAAGAAGCAGACGAUUGCAAUGGAUGGAUAUGGACAGUUAUUUGACAGAGUGAGCAACUGCUUGUCCUUGCUUGACAACUGGAUGAAUUCCAUUUGCUCAGCAGACAUCAUUCUUGUUGUUUCUGAUGUACAAUCGACUGCAAUUGCGAUUCACGUGCUUUCCAGAUUGAUAACGGCCGGAUAUCUCGACAACACCGCAUUUGUGGGAUUUAUUGGGCUGGCUGGAACAUUCUUGGGCCCUUCUCUAGAUGCAGAUACAAAGAUUACCGUAAAAGGAAGCGGAGAUUUGCUUGAAAAUAAGGUAAUGCUUCAGUUGUUUGACUUCCAGGAUUGCAGCUCACUUCAAAGCAAGGAGUUGCUUCGUCACAUUAAGAUUCUUGUUGGUCGAAACGUGAAGAUUACAUUGGUAGCCUCUUUGACAGACACUUUGGCGCCAAUCUACUCCUCGCUAUGCCUUCAUAUUUCGCACCCAAACAUUUUCAGAGCUGUUUACAUCGAUGGAAGAAGCGGUCAGCCUGAUUUCAUAAUUACCUUGAUUAGCCUAGCGUUGACAAUUAGGAAUUUAAACAUGAAUGACCACCGGCUUCUUGUUGAGCUAAGCAGCAUAUUUCAAGCCAGUUCCUGGGAAUACAGAAAACGAAGGAAGAGCAUCACCAACAAGAGCGGAAAUUAUACAAACACCAUCUUUACGAACAGACAUGUGUACAAGACAGGGAUCCAGAACAUGCUUGAGACUAGCGACCUCAUGUUCAAGCAGGCUGUGCAAGAGCAGGAAGACUUUGAUGUUAAGGAGAUGAGCACAAACGUUUAUCACAUACCCUGGUGUAUGCGUGGUUUUAUAGAGGAACUUGCGAAGUUGAAAAAGAAAGAAGACCGGAGAACAGAUCGUCAUUUUGAUGUUGAUACCGGGCAGUUGAUAAAUCAGCUUUUAGAAGAAUUUCGGGCUUGGCGGCCGACAGACAAGGUUUACAAAGAUUUCCGAUAUUGCAUUGAGGAACUUUCUGAGAUGUCUGGAAAUGAUCUGUUUGGGGAUUAG
Molecule: messenger RNA, 2514 nt
Organism: Brettanomyces bruxellensis
Lineage: Eukaryota; Fungi; Ascomycota; Pichiomycetes; Pichiales; Pichiaceae
Exons: 1
Coding region: 1-2514 (837 amino acids)
Source: RefSeq, a predicted model, not a curated record